AUGCCAACCGCAGCAACCCACCCCCGCCGCACAGCUGCCACCACUAGCAGCACUUACGCAAUGCGCGCGACGGAGCCACAUAUCCACACCGCCAUCCUGGCGAGCACCUUCGUCACUGCCUUCCCGAACCUAGUCUCUGACCCGGCGAGCACACUCCUGUGGACGCUCCCGGGGCUAGCGCUCUUGCAAGCAAUCUAUCAAGUCCGCUGCCUCCGUACGCUGAAGCCUACCCCCUUGUCGGGGGCCGGGAAGAAGAAGGUUGUGGGCGUUAGUAGCAAGAUAAUUGUAUCGUACCCCGCCCCACGGCCACAUGUAUGGCAUAUAUAUGAUGGAUAUCUGUGGCUGAUUUUACAAGUCAUCACUCUUAGCGACCCUCUUCGCAACAACAUUCGGCACGGCAGCACUCUACGUGCUGCUCGUACUCUUCGGCGCCCCGGCGACGACGCAUUUGAUCCCCACAGUGCUGUGCGCGAUGCAUAUGGCGCUGCUGGCGGUCGCGCCGUUGGUGCAUAAGUAUCGCCUCGAAGGCAGGAUCUGGAGAGAGGUUUUGGGAGGGAGGGCCAUCGUCGAGGAGUGCUUUGCUGGUGCUGUCGGUGUGUUGGUUGGUGCGUGGGUAGGGGCUGUACCGAUUCCUUUAGGUAUGUUCUCUCUCUCUCGUUGGCCUUUGGGGAUUGUUUUUUUUUUUUUGAGAGAGAGAGUGUGGGCUAAUUGUGGGAUUAGAUUGGUGAGUUUGGUUUUAUAUUUUUGGGAGGGAAGAGUUCAGGGGGGAUGAUAGUCUGGCUGACUUGGGUUUAUAGGGAUCGUGAAUGGCAGAAGUGGCCCGUUACAAUCGUCACUGGGGCAUAUAUCGGAUAUAUGGUUGGGAAAAGCUUGGGCUGGGCGUGCCCGGGGGGGCGUUUGCCUUUGUAACCUUUUCUCUCCCUUUUCUUUCACACCUGUAGGUUAUGAGCAAACAAGCAAGCUUAAUGCUCUGAACUGCAAGGAAGAAAGAAGAAAACUGUUAGUUGAAUAGGUAAGGUAAGCAACGAAGGGAACUUUCCCCCCCCUUCCCAUUCAAUAAUUAUAAUUUCUGUAUCAAAAGAAUGUAUUGCUAUAGUUAUCAUACCACAGAUAGAAUAAUUGGCCUCUGGAGAUAUAAUUGACCCGUCCAAUGUUGC
Tuber aestivum (summer truffle) is the source of this 1157-nucleotide messenger RNA. Lineage: Eukaryota; Fungi; Ascomycota; Pezizomycetes; Pezizales; Tuberaceae. The record is from the annotation of a GenBank genome assembly.